Molecule: messenger RNA, 3036 nt
Organism: Trichoplusia ni (cabbage looper)
Lineage: Eukaryota; Metazoa; Arthropoda; Insecta; Lepidoptera; Noctuidae
Exons: 2
Coding region: 1-3036 (1011 amino acids)
Biological process (GO): DNA integration
Molecular function (GO): nucleic acid binding
Source: RefSeq, a predicted model, not a curated record
AUGAUAACGGCGACGGAACAACAAGCAAACAACGCUGCGCUCGUCGCCUGUAGUCCUCCCGCCGCCGAUAGCAUAGGCGGUGGCGUCGCUGUUACCACUACGACGACAGCUACGCACACACAGGAUGUACCCACGAGCGCGAACUCUCCGCGCAAUCACAUUCAAAUUCCCGCCGAAAGUUGCACUGCGAUACACACGGACCUCAAGACUGACGCACAACUUCACGAACUGGUUCGCAAGUCGUUUAUGUUUGAGAGCAUCGGUGUUCACAAUAAAUCAAGACAAAAUAAAAGCGAUUUAACUGCAAUAGAAUUAGUGAAUAAAUCCGCUAGACUCAUAGAAGGAAGAUGGGAAAUUGGUUUACCCUGGAAAGAUGAAAAUGUUAAAAUGGUGGAUUCCUAUCCCAACGCGUAUAGAAGAUUGAAAACAGCUGAAAGAAAAAUGAUGAGCGAUAAAGAUUAUAAUUUGAGAUACAAGGAAAGAAUAGAUCAUUUAUUUUCCAACAAUUAUGCUCGCGUUCUAGAGCCUAAUGAAGACUUAAGCAAUGUAAAAAAAAUAUGGUACUUACCUCACUUUGGAGUUGACAAUCCAAAUAAGAAAAAGCUAAGGCUUGUAUACGACGCUGCUGCAAAAUCUUGUGGUCAGUCACUGAAUGACUAUUUGCUGCCUGGACCGAACUUGUUGGAGUCACUUCUCGGUAUUAUGUUGCGUUUUCGAGAGAAGCCUAUCGGUCUCACGGGCGAUAUAAAGGAUAUGUUUCUUCGCAUAAAAGUACGCCCAGAAGAUCAACACGCCUUAAGAUUUUUGUGGCGCGACAACCCAGAUGAAGACAUAAAAAAGUACGUUAUGACAUCACUUAUAUUUGGGGCUAACUGUUCACCGUUCAUCGCUCAACACGUGAAGAAUUUAAACGCUCAGCGGUACUCAAACGCAAUGCCGGAGGCAGUUCAAGCGAUAGUAAAAAAUCAUUUUAUGGAUGAUUACAUUGACUGCUUUGAUGAUGCCGAUACAGCAAUAAAAACUAUGAAACAAGUAUCGUAUAUUCACCAGCAAGGAGGGUUUGAAAUAAGAAAUUGGACGUCGAACAAAAUGUCCGUGUGUCACGACAUGCCUACUGAUACUUUGAGUCCGGCCAUUGUUAACUUUAAAGGCGAAGUGAACGACGUGUACGAGCGUACUCUCGGGUUAUUGUGGUACCCAAAUACUGAUACCUUUGGCUUCAACUUAUCACUAGAAAGGAUACCUAAAGAAAUAUUAUCAGGCGAGAAGAUACCUACGAAACGAGAAUUAUUACGAAUAGUUAUGUCUAUAUUUGAUAUCUAUGGCCUUCUAGCGCCUUUUACUGUGAAUGCUAAAAUAAUAAUGCAAACUUCAUGGAAGACAAAUCUCCAAUGGGAUGAAGAAAUAAAAAGUACAGAAUUCGAGAUAUUUAAUAAAUGGAUUGUUCAAUUACAAAGAUUGAAAGAAAUUAGAAUACCAAGAUGGUACUUCCGUAUUUCUACUGAUAAAGAUAACACAAACGAAAACGAUUCGUAUUGCAAGAUAAAUAAGGUGUGUGCGAGUGAGACGUUACAAUUACACGUAUUUUGUGACGCUUCGCCGACAGCGUAUGCCGCGGUUGCAUAUUGGCGCGUGCAUAGCAACAACAAUGUGUGCGUGUCAUUUAUAGCCAGUAAAAGCAGAGUUGCACCGCUAAAACCAGUAACCAUCCCGAGGCUGGAGUUACAGGCUGCUGUACUUGGAUGCCGUCUCGCUGAUACAAUACAAAAGGAACAUAGACUUCGACCAAUAAAAGAUACUUAUGGACAGACUCGACGACCACUUGGUGAAUUGGAUGAAUUAAGCAGUACGCACGAGUGGCACUAUAUACCUACAGAGAAAAAUAUAGCAGACGUAGCAACAAAGAUAAAUAAAUACGAGUUGCGCCCGGAAUGCGAGUGGUUCCGCGGCCCGAAGUUCCUGUACGAGAGUGAUUGGUUUCAACAGCGUUCAUCAGCACCUGAAACAGAAAAAAUACAGAAUGAAGAAAUAUGUGACGUCAUGCAUGUUUGUCAAACAGAAAGUACCAUACCUGUUGCUAAUCCUGAAAAUGCAUCAUCGUGGCUCCGUUUAAAAAGGUCGACUGCAACCAUGUUAUUGUUUAUUGAAAAAUGUAAGAAAAAUAUCACAAAGGCGAUUGACACGGAAAUUAUGAAACGUGCAGAGAUAUUGUUAUUACGCUAUAGUCAAAUGGAAGCGUUUGCUUCGGAAAUUCUAUUACUGAAAAAUAAAAAACCUAUUCAAGUUAACAGCAGACUGCGUAUGUUAACUCCGUUCAUCGAUAGAGAAGGUCUACUGCGAGCAGGAGGGCGAGUCGAAGCUGCCUCGCACAUAUCACCUGAAAUGAAAAACCCAAUAAUAUUAGACGGAAGAAACGUGAUUGCUAGACUUAUAACUAAAGAAUUACAUAUAAGAAGUGCACACGGAAAUAACGAAACAGUGGUCAAUGAACUCAGACAAAAAUAUUGGAUAUUGAACCUACGACCCACGGUACGUACUGUCGCUUCCCGCUGUUUAGUGUGUCGUAUAAGAAAGGCUAAGCCUUGCGCGCCGCGCAUGGCCGACUUACCUGACAGUAGAUUGGCGCAUCAUAAUAGGCCGUUUACUCAUUGCGGCGUUGAUUUAUUUGGGCCAAUUGAAGUUACGGUGGGGCGUCGCAGAGAGCAGCGGUACGGAGUGUUAUUUACCUGCAUGACUGUGCGCGCAGUACAUAUUGAAACAGUCCCAUCACUGACAGCUGACUCAUUUAUAAUGGCGCUAAGAAGGAUGGCGUCCCGACGUGGUUGGCCGCAAUAUAUGUACUCCGAUAAUGGUACGAAUCUGCGUGGAGCAGAAGUUGAACUCAGAAAUUCGUUCCUGGAAUCUGAGAGCAAGGUCAACGAUCAAUUAGCAAAUAUUGGCAUAAUAUGGAACUUUAACUCACCUGUCAGUCCGCAUAAAGGUGGAGCCUGGGAGCGCCUCAUCAGAAGUGUGAAAACCGCCCUGAAAAAACUUUAA